Molecule: messenger RNA, 1785 nt
Organism: Colletotrichum karsti
Lineage: Eukaryota; Fungi; Ascomycota; Sordariomycetes; Glomerellales; Glomerellaceae
Product: ydr124wp-like protein
Exons: 5
Coding region: 1-1785 (594 amino acids)
Source: RefSeq, a predicted model, not a curated record
AUGGUUCGCGACUUCAACCGGGACGCAUACCCCCGGCAAUGGCAUCAGGAGCGGUAUCCAGCAGAUCCUCCGCCGCCCGAGGAUGGCCGCUAUCAUGAGGCGCCCGAUGGCCGAAGGCCCCCCCUCGAUAUUGGUAAGGCAUUGAGGGAUCAUUGCAACAUACCAGCGAAACACUUCUUUGUCGCAGCUAUCUUGGAUGAUGGCAGCACGUCGAUGUUUAGCAACACGUUGGCCGGAGGGCGAAACCAACCGAACGCGUUCGACAGAUUCUUCAACAUGAGGGCCUUCCAGCGACAUGUCAAUUUCAGAGGCGUAGAGGCGGUUCCAAGCCCUUUACACGACGACUCUGAAUUCAGUUUUGACGGCGACUACCAUCAGACAUUCGGCAGCGGUUAUGGACAUCGACCGCAAGAUCGCCGCCGCCAACCAAGUGGCAUGUUCGAUGAUCCCGGCUACAAGACCCGCAAAAGGCAUCGAGUGGGCACAACAAACUUUCGAAGACCGGUAGACGACGACGACGAUGUGAUGGUGGCAGCGUCCAACCCAAUGAGAAACCUGAGAAUCGGGAACGAAAAGGACGUGUGGGAUUUCUACGAGCAACGGUUUAAGAACUGUCAGCAAACGGCUUGCAAGCUCAUCGCCAAAGCCUGGGUCAAGGUUGUCGAGCCCAAGAAACAGACGAAUCAUCCUUACACCGGUCAAGACGAAAAGGCACCAGACUGGUGGCCGAAACCAUGGGGACCCACGAAGGAGGAGAAGGUUCGACACAAGGAGCCUGACCAUCUCUACAAAAGAGAACGAGUCCACUUGCUGUGCCAUAUUCUCCGAAUGAUCGUGGAACCUCAAGAGAAUCAGCAUGCAGCCAUUUUGAAAAUGAAUUUGAAUGUACAGAAGCUUGAAGAUGCCACCACGGAGGCAAUGUCGGCAUUCUUCUCCGACAAGGAAAACAAGGCGAACGCGAAAAAGAAGCCUUAUCUGGACGAGAUUUUCAAGGUUGCGAAGCAGGAAGAAAGGUUCAAGAGAGGCGAAAUCGAUGGCGAGGCAUAUGUUCAUGUCAUGUCGGAAGACAAGUUUCCCGAAGCAUACCCAUCCGACACCGAGGACAACGGUUUCGUCAAAGAGGAGGACGACCAUCAUGCAUCCAUCACCUCUGGGACGUCACCGUCGAAGGCCGGAGCGCCGCAUGAUCUUUUGCAUGCAUCGAGCAGCGAUCACAGCCCAGCGGGCGCUCUGCCGAGCGGCGCGUACAUGAACGAGAUGCCAAUGCGAGGACAGCAAUACUCGGCUCAGAUAUUGCCUUCAAGCAUACAUCCCGACCAUCACUAUGUGGAGGGCAACAACAUCCACCCGCCUGGAGGCAUGCUGCCGCAGGAAUUAGUACCAUCAGGCCAUGAUCCUCACCGCCGCCCUUCCAUUUAUACUUCGCCAACGGAAUAUCCCAAUGCAGCGCCUCCUGGGAUGUACACUCAACCUUGGCAAGGAGGGUCAACUGCCCCCACCGGCGCCCCUGUGUAUUCUUUCACGACGCAACAGCCGGGUCCCAACCAGGGGCAUUUCAGUAAUCCAAGCGUGCCGAUGGCGCAAAACCAAUACGUACCGACGCCGUAUGACGGGCUGCCGAGGGGCGGAUUCGAUCAAGGCGGGAUGUUUCGAUCCGUGAGCGCGAGCCAAACUCCAGUCCAGGGCUCCCAAGGGUUCUCUGGCUAUAGCCUUCCCACCGACACACGAGGUCUGACAGGCCCAGGCGGGAAACCGGAUCCUAUCGCCCGAGGUCAGAUUCAUUGA